Messenger RNA from Kalmanozyma brasiliensis GHG001, 1827 nucleotides. RefSeq names its product Isocitrate lyase/phosphorylmutase. Gene Ontology annotation, cellular component: mitochondrial matrix. The record is from RefSeq and is a predicted model, not a curated record. The transcript has a single exon. Bases 1 to 1827 code for a protein of 608 amino acids. NCBI's taxonomy places the organism in Eukaryota, Fungi, Basidiomycota, Ustilaginomycetes, Ustilaginales. Gene Ontology annotation, molecular function: isocitrate lyase activity; methylisocitrate lyase activity.
AUGUCCUCUCGCCUGAUCGCUGCUCGCUUGGCUCGCGUCAACGCAGCUCGUCUUCAAACUUCCGCUGCUCCCUCGUCGAGUCUCGCCCGUCUCAGCCUCGGCUGCCGACCCAGGCAAGCACUUCCCAACUCGUCGGUUCGCGCCAUCAGGAUGAGCUCCACCGCCGCCACCUCGCUCAAUCCACAACCAGCUCCUUUGCGGACACAAGCACCGACCGCUGAGCAGGAGCAAGCAGACUACGAUGCCGCAAUCAAGCAAGUACAGGAAUGGUUCGAUAGCCCCCGUUUCAAGGGCAUCAAGCGUCCUUACGGUCCCGAAGCCGUUGUCUCCAAGCGCGGCUCCAUGCCUGUGAUCCCACCUGCCUCUUCUCUCAUGGCCGACAAGCUUUUCUCUCUUCUUUCCGAGCACGCAGCCAAGGGCACGCCAGCGCACACUAUGGGUGCCAUCGAUCCUAUUCAACAAUCGCAAAUGGCGCACAACCAGGAAGUCGUCUACGUGUCCGGCUGGGCGUGCAGUUCGGUGCUCACCACCUGCAACAACGAGGUCGGCCCCGAUCUUGCAGACUACCCUUACACCACCGUUCCGAACCAGGUGCAGCGUCUCUUCAAGGCUCAGCAGCACCACGACCGGAAGCACUGGGACGAGCGAUGUCAGCUCUCCGCCGAGCAGAAGGCGAAGACUCCGUGGGUCGAGUACCUUCGUCCCAUCAUCGCGGACGCUGAUACGGGUCACGGCGGUCUCAGCACCGUCUUCAAGCUCGCCAAGCUGUUUGCCGAACAGGGUGCUGCUGGUAUUCACCUCGAGGAUCAGCUCCACGGCGGCAAGAAGUGCGGUCACCAGGCUGGUAAGGUACUGGUUCCCACCUCGGAGCACGUCAACCGCCUCACAGCCACUCGUUUCGCAUGGGACAUUCUCGGCUCAGCUAACAUCCUGAUCGCCCGUACCGACUCGGAAUCCGCCAAGCUCAUCUCGUCGAGCAUCGACGCCCGUGACCACGAGUUUAUCAAGGGUGCUUACAACUUGCCCGAGGGUACCAGGAGUCUCGCAGACACGCUUGCCUCCAAGGAAGCAUCUGGCGCCUCUGGUCCUGAAGUCGAUGCCGCGGAGAAGGCAUGGAUGGACCAGUGCGAGCUGCUCACCUUCAACGAGGCUGUCGCCAAGCACAACGCUUCGAACAAGCAGGGCAUCGAGCAGUACAGCAAGAAGGUCGCUGGUGGUGUCUCCAACGGCGACGCACGAGCCAUCGCUAAGGAGGUGUUCGGCGCCGAGGGUGUGCCCACGUGGUGCUGGGAUGCUCCCCGCACCAAGGAGGGCUACUAUCACUUCAAGGGCGGCGUCGCUCCCGCCAUCAAGCGUGUCAAGAUCUUCGGUGCCUACGCUGACAUGCUCUGGCUCGAAACCAAGACACCCGACCUCAAGCAGGCGCAGACCUUCGCCGCUGACAUCCACAACGACCUGCCCGGCAAAUGGCUCGUCUACAACCUCAGUCCAAGCUUCAACUGGAGCGCUCACGGCUUCUCGGACCAUGACCUGAAGAACUUUGUUUGGGAUCUGGCCAAGUCCGGCUUCGUCUUCCAGCUCAUCUCGCUCGCCGGUCUUCACUCGACGGGUGCCAUGACCUGUGAGCUCUCGCAGCGAUUCAAGACCGACGGUAUGCUCGCCUACGUCGAGCUCGUGCAGCGCAAGGAGAAGGAGAUCGGUUGUGAUGUGCUCACCCACCAGAAGUGGUCCGGUGCUGCGUAUGUCGACCGAAUGCUCCAGGCCGUCAGCUCGGGCAGCUCAGCAACACAGGCCAUGGGCGCCGGAAGCACCGAGCACUCUUUCUAA